Messenger RNA from Podarcis muralis (Common wall lizard), 2896 nucleotides. It is a transcript of the gene MRPL3, whose product is annotated as mitochondrial ribosomal protein L3. Gene Ontology annotation, biological process: translation. Gene Ontology annotation, molecular function: structural constituent of ribosome. NCBI's taxonomy places the organism in Eukaryota, Metazoa, Chordata, Lepidosauria, Squamata, Lacertidae. The record is from RefSeq and is a predicted model, not a curated record. Gene Ontology annotation, cellular component: ribosome; mitochondrial large ribosomal subunit.
GGGGGGAGUUUCCGCCGGACUCCCCGUCGAGGAAAGCGGCGGGCGUGAUGUCGCGCGUGGGGCUGCUGUGUCGGUUGGGCUCGCGGCUGCUGGCUUCGGGAGCAGGGAUUCGGAGCGGUGGUCUGUGGUGUGUCACAGCUAGGCAUAUUACUGACAAUUCCACAUGGUGGGAUGAGCACCUUUCAAAAGAGAAUUUCGAGUUCCUUAAGAAGUAUACAGCGGAAGAAUUCAAAGCUCAAACAGCCAGUAAACUCUGUCCAUUAAAAGAUGAACCCUGGCCUUUGCAUCCAUGGGAGCCAGGUUCCAAAAGGGUUGGACUUAUUGCAGUAAAGUUGGGGAUGAUGCCAUUGUGGACCAAGAAAGGUGAAAGAGUGCCUGUCACAUUACUUCAGGUUAGAGACUGCCAUGUAUUAAAGCAUAUACCGAAGGAAGAAAUGGGCGGAAAAGAUCCCUUUCUGCUUGUUGGAGGAAGAAAUGUUUCACAGUUUUAUAAAGGGAGAGCUAUGAUGGAGUUGUGCAGAACCGUUGGCAUCCCGCCAAAGGAGAAGAUUUCAACGUUUAGAGUUUCUGAGAAUGCCCUCAUUAAGCCAGGUACUCCCCUGUAUGCUGCUCACUUCCGUCCUGGACAAUAUGUGGAUGUCACUGCAAAAACACUUGGCAAAGGCUUCCAAGGAGUCAUGAGAAGAUGGGGUUUUAAAGGUCAGCCUGCUUCCCAUGGCCAGACUAAAACACACAGGCGACCUGGAGCCAUUUCCAAUAGUAAGGUUGCAAGGGUUUUCAAGGGAAAGAAAAUGCCAGGGCGGAUGGGAAACGUCUUCAGAACAACGGUGGGACUAAAGGUGUGGCGGAUCAGUGUGAAGCACAAUAUCAUUUAUGUACACGGUUGUGUUCCAGGUCAUAAAAACUGUUUAGUAAAGGUCAAGGAUUCGGCUCUACCAGCUUACAAAGAUGACAGCAAGAAUUUACCAUUCCCAACUUAUUUCGCUGAUGGCGAAGAGCAGCUGUCUGAUGAGUUGUUUGAUGAGGACAUUUUUCAGUUCACUGAGCCCUCCAUAACAUUCACUUAACUAUUGACAUCCUGAGGUGCAGCCAGGCUUCCCAUCAAAAAUGUCGGUCCGAAGACGCAAAGCAGGAAAAUCUUCCCCCGAAAAGGUAUCAUCUGGCACCAACCUGCCCACAUGACUCUGGACAACAAUUUUUGUUAAGAGUUUUCUUCAUCGCAACAGAUGUCAAAGGAUGAUAAGCAAAGAAAUAGUGACACAGCUGAUUGACACUUUCAAAAAAUAACUCAAAACCUUCCAAACUGAUAAUACAUGUGUGUGUUUAUAUUUAGUGUAUAUUUACCUCUAUCAUGUUAUGAAACAGAUACGUGUGUCUGGUUUUUUCCUUUCCUCAGCAGAAAAUCGGCUGUUGUUAAUUGCUUAAUAUAAAAAAUGCCACUUUUUAAGUUCAUUUUGCCCUGUGCGUGAGCAGUUUGGAGACACACAGGCUAUGCGUGGUUCCAAGAGACCUUGUCACCUACAUCAUAGUAAGCCCCACACUCCCAGUGGUGGCUUCCUUUGCUGUCCCUACUACAGCAGAUCUGACAGCCAGCAAGACAAGUCGCUUUUUUAAAUGGCACAUCUGUAUUGGCAUCGGCUGUCGAGAGUUGCUGAAGGGAAACCCACAGAGAAGGCAGAUCCAGUGUCUGCUGUUCACAUACAUCUACAUAAAGCCAGGGAUCUUCGCAUAUUCAACAACAAGGGUGCAAUGGAUAAGAGGGAUAAAGAAUUUCUUUUUAAUUUCUCCCAGUUCAGACUGAAGCAUAUAUGGUGCUCUUGUGUUUUCAGGAACUUAACACAAUCUUGUGAGCAAUUCCCGUCUUCUGAUGUCCCCUAGCAACAGGAGCAGGGAAAGAGUUAGUUAAAAAAACAACAGUUGUCAAGUUUGCCUGUUUGCAGUUCACUCUUAAGUGCUUCAGAUGGCAAUCCUGGCUACCCUCAAUUACCUGAAGAUUGCACUCAUACGAGAGAAAGCAAUUGUUCUCCAUCAGUGCUCAUCUCUAACUCCCAAAUCUGUCACAUUAAUAAAUGUCCAAGCUGUCUACUUUGAUUUGGAGCUGUGCUGUGCCUUUUCACUGAGACACAAUACCAUAUCAACCACCGUUAUCCUUUCCUAUCAAAGUGCACGUUUUUAAUGCAAGUUAGUAACUAAUUAUUUCGCAUGACGUCCUCUAUCUUAUUUUAAAAAAAAUAAUUGCUUGUUUAUAAGCAUGGUGAGAUUUUAAUUUUUUUAAAAAAAACCAUUUUAAAUCCCACAUAUUAAAUACAAAUUAUGUUUUGAAAGUAUAUUCCUAAACUAUUAAUCUAAGAUGAAGAAAACCCCCCCAUACUGUUUGGUGCCAUUGUUAUUUUGGAAUAUUAGUGUUAAUUAACGAGAUUUCGCAGCCAUGUCCCAUAACAGCAAGCCGCCUGCUUCCCAGUUAACUUUGAAUAUGUUGACUUCCAAAUCUUUCUUAUUAGCAGAUACAACAUAUAUAGUCAUAAGGGUGAUAAUUGUUUAAAAGCAUUAUCUGCUGGCCUGCAAUGAUGUAAGGCAGAAUAGGAUGAUGACUUGAAAAAGUAGAACUCUGAUAUUACCGAGUUGCUUCCCAGCAAGGAUUGAACUAGAACUCCCAUCAACUCCUGCAAGCAUGACCAAUGGUUCAGGAUGAUGGGAGUUGUAGUCUGGAGGGCACCAUGUUGACUACCUCCAUAGUAUAUCCUUGUUCAAUGCCAAGAGGUGUGUGUAUUCUUGUUUUCUGGCAGCUCCAUGUAAUCUCCCUGUAAUUUACUAUAUUUUGUCUGCUGUACUAUGUUUUGCCUCUGCUGUUUCCAUUCCUUGGUUUUGGAAAGUAUAAAAAUGUCCUUGGAGUUGC